UGUCGUGGGGGGUUUACGUGAGUUGUGCUAAAAAUUCGUUCGGCAUCACAUGUAAGCACGAUGGAUGUUCUUCCGAGCGGUAACCUAUUCCGCGAGUUGCAAGACGUAACGGACACCGGCUAUUUCGAAUGGAAGUUGUCCCUUGAGGACUACUGGCAACAGACAUGCUACGAAAUGGAGCGGUACCUCCGAGAGGAGCCCCGGGGGAAGCGGCGGGAGCCGGCCCAAGAGGAGGAAUGGGCGAGGUCAGAGACCGCCUCUCCCCCCUCUCUGCAAUCAUCACCUACCCAGAGGGUGUUCACCGUCACCGUGGUGAAGACUGAACCUCAGAGCGAUUCCGACGAACCUAGAGGAAAGGAUAGGACACAAACGACAGCUCACUCGUCAAAAUGGUUUCGGUCGCGGCCACAUCUUACCAUUACAUUGUGGGUUUCAGAAGAGCCAGUGUGCCCUGCGCCGAGCCGACGGCCGCCUGUAGUUCGUCAGGCGGCCACCCCCGCGCCCGCAACGGAUCCGCGCCGUCGAGUCCAUCGCUGCGAGUUCCCCGCCUGCGAUAAAGUCUAUACUAAAAGUUCGCAUCUAAAGGCGCAUAAGAGGACGCAUACGGGUGAGAAGCCGUACAAGUGUUCGUGGGAAGGUUGCGAGUGGCGCUUCGCCCGGUCCGACGAGCUAACCAGACAUUACCGCAAGCACACUGGCGCGAAACCUUUCCGCUGCCGCCACUGCGAGCGAUGCUUCUCCCGCUCCGACCAUCUCGCGCUCCACGCCAAGCGCCACACGUAGUUAGUUAAACAACCUGCCACUCCCCAGGCGCGACGACCUUAAACCGAACCCACAAGCUAUCCCGACUUGUUUCUUUUAGCCUAAAACGCAGGC
Papilio machaon (common yellow swallowtail) is the source of this 876-nucleotide messenger RNA. Its product is annotated as Krueppel-like factor luna. Gene Ontology annotation, molecular function: DNA-binding transcription factor activity, RNA polymerase II-specific; RNA polymerase II cis-regulatory region sequence-specific DNA binding. The record is from RefSeq and is a predicted model, not a curated record. Lineage: Eukaryota; Metazoa; Arthropoda; Insecta; Lepidoptera; Papilionidae. The coding region runs from base 61 to 783 and encodes 240 amino acids. Gene Ontology annotation, biological process: regulation of transcription by RNA polymerase II. The transcript is spliced from 5 exons.